ACAUUUUACUGAGGAUUAAGAAAUUUGUUUGUUUUGGUAAUGAAGAGCCCAACCAACAACACAACGCACUACUUCGAACUCUCCGCUUGGUCUCUGCUUCUUACCUCUUUGUAUCUCGUUAUUCUCGCCCCUAAUUUUGUAUGCUGGUUUUAUAUUCUUCUGAUCUUGUAUUUCCAAAACUCGUUUCACCCUGUCUCUUCUUCAACAAUGGCAUGCUCAACUCUUGCUAAUUCAUUAAUUCUUUCUUCUUCUUCUUCUUCUUCUUCUUCUGCUGCUGCUCAUAGUUCUCGACCAACUGGUAAUGCCUUUGCUCCAUCUCGAAUUUCAUUUCCCAAUUCUAGAUCUCAUUUCGUUUAUACCCAGUUGAAGGACAAGAAGAAUUUGAGCUAUGUCACUACCUAUUCCUCUCUUGAUGCUGCUGCUGCAAAAGAUCCGAAAGAAGAAGAAAUUCCUAUUGAGCUAAAAUAUCCAGCUUAUCCUACUGUCAUGGACAUUAACCAGAUUCGUGAGAUUUUGCCUCACCGGUUUCCCUUUCUCCUUGUCGAUAGAGUGAUUGAGUACACUCCAGGAGUUUCAGCUGUUGCUAUUAAGAAUGUCACUAUAAAUGACAAUUUCUUUCCUGGUCACUUUCCCGAGAGACCAAUCAUGCCUGGUGUUCUCAUGGUUGAGGCAAUGGCACAAGUUGGUGGCUUGGUCAUGCUGCAACCAGAAGUUGGAGGCUCUCGUGACAAUUUCUUCUUUGCUGGAAUUGAUAAGGUGAGAUUUAGGAAACCAGUAAUUGCUGGAGAUACCUUGGUUAUGAGGAUGACACUUAUAAAGCUACAGAAACGCUUUGGAAUAGCAAAGAUGGAAGGAAAGGCUUAUGUUGGAGGUGAUGUAGUUUGUGAGGGUGAGUUUUUGAUGGCUAUGGGCAGUGAAUAAUAUACUAGUUUUAGAAUUUCUUGCAAUAACUUGUUACUGCUAUCCUAUGCCUUUUUUGUUUUUUUUUGUUAUUGUUUUCAAAAAGGGACAAAGGUGAAUGUAGAGGACUGGUCUUCCUUCAAUUUGAUACUCGUGAUUCUGAUGUUAAACUUAUGGGCAAAACUUGCAUAUUAAUCUAUUUUCCUUCAUUUGUUGGUUGGCGAACAUAAA
This is a messenger RNA of Jatropha curcas, 1131 nucleotides long. RefSeq lists its product as uncharacterized. Lineage: Eukaryota; Viridiplantae; Streptophyta; Magnoliopsida; Malpighiales; Euphorbiaceae. Gene Ontology annotation, molecular function: hydro-lyase activity. Gene Ontology annotation, biological process: fatty acid biosynthetic process. The record is from RefSeq and is a predicted model, not a curated record.